AUGGCAAUAAAGUUGUUGAUAUGUAUGCUUGUACCAAAAAGUAUAUUGGCAAUUAAUUUCGCAUCUAGCCUUGUAAAUGGCGUCUUCGAUCCACUGAUGCAAAAUUCUGAUUCAUCAGACAGCUACCUAGAAAAUGAUAUUGAAGCAAUUCCUAUUACGAUGAAUUCAAAAACACAAAAAGUGCCAAUAAAGAAAGAAGAAUUAUUUAAUAAAUAUCAAGUAAAGAAAGUCAACAUCGCACGUAAUUUAAUCGAUUACAAUAAAUGUGUAGAGAUCAAUGAUAGGAUACUAUGUGGCUAUGAAAAGAACAAAGGUCUACAUGAACUAGGCCAAAUAAUUGACUUGGGUAAUGGAUGUCGAAUUCGUGGUGAUAGAUUGGAAUGUGGUUAUGAUAGUAAAAACAAACUUCCAAAAGAAUCUCAAAAUCUUGUAAUGAGACAAAGACCGACAAGAACCCCCAAGUCUGAAAUCUCAAAUAAAGAACACAAAAUUAACAGCGAUCUUAUGGAAAACAUAUUGCUAAAAUCCGCUCUUAGUAAACUAUUACUGAAGUCUAUGGCUACAGAAAAUGUAGUUAAACCGACUGUUUUAAUUGAACCUACAAAAAUUACAAAUGUAACAUUAAAUCAAAUAAUAUAUUCAACUACAGAAAAAGUUACUUUUUUAACACCAAAACUGGCUCCAAAGACUGAAGCAGUAAAUCAAAAUACUGAAACAGAUACUCAAAAUACUGCCGCUAUUACUCAAAAUAAUCACACUCAGAGUACUGAAUCAGCUACCGAAAGUACUAAAUCAGCUACCGAAAGUACUGAAUCAGCUACUGAAAGUAUUGAAUCAGCUACGGACAGUACUGAAUCAGGUACCGACAGUACUGAAUCAGCUACCCAAAAUACUGAAUCAGCUGCUCAAAGUACUGAAUUACUUAGCGAAAGUAGCAAACCUAUACUAAUUAAAACAAUUAGAAAAACUUCAACAUCUGCACAAAACACCCCUGCACAAAUUUAUGACAAUUUAGAAGUAAAUGACACCCCGUCUGAAAGCAAAAUAUUUAAAAGAGCAAUUCCAAGGACUAUAAUAACUACUGAAACUAUAUCAAUUUUACAGAAUGUAGCAACUAAACCAGUACCUAAUUUACUUACAACUGUUCCAUCAAAGACAUAUAAAAAUUCCACCGAAAGUGUUAACUUACAGACACCUAAUAAUGAAAACGCGACGACAGCUUGUGUCGAGAACCAAGAAAGGGUGGUCGGCAAACGAGCAGACGGAUUACCCGAUGGCAAUUAUGCGACUGGAUUUUAUUCUGACAACGGUAAAAUUGAGAUGGAUCUUCAAGAUGAUACAAGGAAUGCACAUAGUACGUUGCUGUGUAUAUGUAUUUUGGUGGCUACAUGUAUGGCGUACGCUUUGGCCAUACCUGUAGAAGCGGCGCCGGGUGAAUUAGCAGAGGGGAUAGCCCCAGUUGCGGCGGCCGACGAGGGGUUACAGACCGCGGAGUCCCGUUUCCGUAGACAUAAAAAGUAUUAUCGUGGAGGUUACGGCGGCUACGGCCCCGGCGGCGGCCUCUACGGCCGCGGUCACGGUGGCGGCAUUGGCUACGGCGGCGGCGGCGGCUAUGGCGGCGGCGGCGGCUAUGGCGGCGGCGGCGGCGGCUAUGGCGGCGGCGGCGGCGGCGGCGGUGGCGGCGGCGGUGGCGGCGGCGGCUGGGGCAGCGGCGGCGGCUUCGGUUGGGGGGGUGGUGGCGGUUGGGGACGCUAA
Molecule: messenger RNA, 1755 nt
Organism: Spodoptera exigua (beet armyworm)
Lineage: Eukaryota; Metazoa; Arthropoda; Insecta; Lepidoptera; Noctuidae
Source: the annotation of a GenBank genome assembly